This is a messenger RNA of Dovyalis caffra, 198 nucleotides long. The record is from the annotation of a GenBank genome assembly. NCBI's taxonomy places the organism in Eukaryota, Viridiplantae, Streptophyta, Magnoliopsida, Malpighiales, Salicaceae.
AUGGAAAAUGUUGAUGAACAGUUACGUCCAAAAGCGAGUGUUGCUAGGAGCUAUCGAAAGAUAUUUCUUAUUCGUAGCAUACUUUGGAACGCCGUGGUGAGAACUUCGGGAUUAAUAGGCCAAUUGGCUCCGGAGAUUGCAUUUGCUACCAAAUUUACUCCUGGAUUUUCGCUUGUUAAUGCUCGCAAUAACAAUUGA